Molecule: messenger RNA, 195 nt
Organism: Coccomyxa subellipsoidea C-169
Lineage: Eukaryota; Viridiplantae; Chlorophyta; Trebouxiophyceae; Coccomyxaceae
Exons: 2
Molecular function (GO): metal ion binding
Source: RefSeq, a predicted model, not a curated record
GUUGUUCUCAAAGUGGCCAUGGCCUGCUCUGGCUGUGAAGGGGCUGUGCGGCGAGUGCUCACAGGCAAGCCAGGUGUUGAGUCAGUGGACAUAGAUCUGAAGGAGCAGAAGGUGGUUGUUAAGGGGAACGUGCAAGCAGAUGACAUCUUCCAGACGGUCAGCAAAACUGGGAAGAAGACAGAAUUCUGGCAGUAG